GAAAAUAUAGCAUAUUUUUGAGUCACAUAUAGUGUAUUUUCGAGUAAAUGAUUGAAGUUAAGCAGGAACAAUAGUCGGUAGUCCUUAUUUUCUAAAAUACAUCCACGUCAUUACAUCUUGAAUAAAAUCUGCAAAUAUAAAAAUUUAAAAUUGUGACCAAUUAAAAGACAAUUUGUAUGAAAAUAUAAUAUAUUUUCGAGCCACCUUAUGUAAUUUAUGUUUGUAGUAAGUUAAUGAAGCGGCCGACAUUGCCGGCAGACCUUCGACGCUUCUUUAUCGACGUGUCAUCUUUUCUGGUAGCCGAAUUCACAGGUUUUACUCGCUAAGUCUUUUGUCAGCAGUUAGGUACGAUUAUUUAUACUUUUCGAAAGAAAAUCAUCCAACUACGGCCAGCAGAGAGAGAGAAAAUUACCAUGGAUUGAAUAUGCUCUAUUUACCGUUACGACUGAUUGCUAACAAAAGUUAGGUCAAGCCGUAAGAGCGAUUCAAAGCAGCUUGUUUUAAAGUUCUUCCUUGACGUAUGGAAUAAUGGAGGACGGUUGUAACGCAUAUGUAUUUUUACAGAUACCACAGUGAAAGUCCACGAUGUUGCAGCAUCGAUCUUAUAGUCUACUUAGGUUUAUUCGACGCAACAUCAGUUGCUGUCAUAUCAAUCAGUUCUAUGUGCUUCAAAUUGGGAACAUACAAAGAAAUACCGGUAUCGUCAUCGCUCCAAAGUUCCGAUCGAGAUGCAGGUUUCAUGGGAGCUUCAAUUCCUUCAGGAUUUAUGGGGAUAAAUACAAAGAAGACAAUAAGGUUUUCACAUGGGCGUCUGUUCUAAUUGCCAGAACGGUAUCGACCGAUGCUAAGUCAAAGAAAGGUGAAACACAGAAAACUGAUGAUGAUUCGGCGAAGAAAGAAAAUACAGAUGGACAGAGGAUAAUUGAAUUGAAGGAAGAAAGGUUAGGUAAGCUCAAGGAGAGAGUACUGGAUGUAGUUUCUGAGAAAGCUGACGACAAGAUUGAAAAGACAAAGGAAAAGAAGGCUGAAAAGGAAAAGGGAAUGGAGAAAAAUGCAGUAAAAGAAGAUUCAGCGAAAAAAGUGCCACCAAAGAAGAGAAUUAGGGUGGAUCAUUCGGCAGCUUCUUUAGAACGUAAUUUUAUCACUCCAAUUAGAGCUAUGUCAGAUUUCUUGUUGAAGCCUUCGGAUCUAGAAUCAUUACCAAAGACUAAAAGAAGAUCUCCAUACGAAUAUGAACCUCCUAUUACGGUUUACUGGAGAAAAGACGUUGAAGCAAAAGCUUUGGAAGUAUGGGGCUCGAGGGAAUCUUUAUUGAAGGAGCUUCUCAAGAAAGAGCUGGAAAGGAAAAUGUACCAACAAAAUGUUUUUACGGUUAAGAGAAGACUGAGGGAUUACAGAAGGGAAAUGGGUAACAAGGGAGAGACUAUCGAGCAAGAAGGACUCUUCGGUAGAUCUGGUCGAGUAGUUGUAACAGCGAUUAUAAUAAACGCUAGUAAUUUCUUGUUCAAGCUCUUCGCUUGGGUCUAUACAGGCUCUCACAGUAUGUUCUCAGAGUGCAUACAUUCUGCAGCGGACACUUGUAACCAGCUAAUCCUGGCUUACGGCAUUCACAAAUCUCUGCAGAAUCCUAAUCCAGAUCAUCCGUACGGUUACAGCAACAUGAAAUAUGUUUCAUCGUUGAUAUCUGGUGUAGGAAUCUUCUGCGUGGGUACUGGUCUCUCAUUCUAUCACGGGAUCCAUGGUCUGCUUUUUCCAGAAUCCGUAGACUCCUUUUAUUGGGCGUAUUUUAUUUUGGGUGGCUCAUUGGUGUCGGAAGGAGCCACGUUAUUAGUGGCGAUUAACUCCAUUAAAAAGGGCGCCGAAGAGAAGAGGAAGAAAUUCAAGGAAUAUGUCUUAACAGGGCAAGAUCCUUCCGUCAAUGUCGUCCUUAUGGAAGAUCUAGCAGCCGUUAUCGGAGUGGUCUUCGCUGCUUCUUGCAUGGGUCUGACUUCGUAUCUGGAUAACCCCAUGUUCGAUGCAAUUGGUUCCAUUCUUGUGGGAGGUCUUCUUGGUGUCGUAGCAUCAUUUAUAAUUUAUACUAACGUAGCGGCUCUAGUUGGCCGGAGCAUUCCCCAGGAAAACUUGGAUAAAAUUAACGCAGAAUUGGAGAGUGAUAUCAUGGUCAGAGCGAUCCAUGACGUUAAGGGAAUCGACAUGGGAAACAGUCUGGUGAGAUACAAAGCUGAAUUGGAUUUUGAUGGAAGAGAAUUAACUAGGUCGUACCUUGAUAAGCACGAUCUAAAUGCCAUGCUGGAGGAGGUGAGAAAAAUGCAGAAUAUCGACGAGCUUGAGUCGUUUUUACUUAAGCACGGUGAAAACAUUGUCGACAUGCUUGGAGGUGAGAUUGAUCGAAUAGAACUGAAAUUGAAGAAAAAUCACCCUGAGAUUCGACACUGCGAUUUGGAAAUUCUGUAAACUGCCUACAGAUCUGUUGAAAUGUGAGAACUCAGAGGAGAGGAGCCUAACUAACAAUUAUAUGAAUUCAGUCGAUGUACAUACUACUUUUUAAUUACAUCUAUGAAAAUUUCUGUAGUUCAUCAGGGAGUCUAAAUGCCUUCGUACAGUGGUACUUAAACGCGUACUCGAUUUACAGGAAGAUUCACUUUAAUAAAGCUGUAUACGGAUAAUUUAUUAAAGGAACAGCAUUACUAAGUUUUAAGACUUGCAUAAUAUUCUGCGAAUAAUUGUCAUUAAUGAACAACUGCUCACAUUUAAUUGAUGACUAUUCAUGCGAACGAUAUAAUUAUCGAACAAGGUUGUAAAAAUUCAAUCGGAAUACUUUACCAACGUGAAUAAAUUGAUUUACCUUUA
Messenger RNA from Orussus abietinus, 2850 nucleotides. It is a transcript of the gene ZnT49B, whose product is annotated as zinc transporter 9. The record is from RefSeq and is a predicted model, not a curated record. Gene Ontology annotation, molecular function: monoatomic cation transmembrane transporter activity. Gene Ontology annotation, biological process: transmembrane transport; zinc ion transport. The coding region runs from base 586 to 2454 and encodes 622 amino acids. The transcript is spliced from 12 exons. Gene Ontology annotation, cellular component: membrane. Lineage: Eukaryota; Metazoa; Arthropoda; Insecta; Hymenoptera; Orussidae.